CUCAAGCAAUCCCUUGGGCCCAAGCCACCUCAGCACACAGCCAUCGUUGGAUAGGAUCCCAGAACCCCUCAUCAUGCCGGGGCCCGAGCGACUCCUCAUCCGCGGGGGUCGCGUGGUCAACGACGACUUCUCGCAGGUGGCAGACGUGCUGGUGGAGGAUGGCGCGGUGCGGGCGAUCGGGCGAGACCUGCGGCCGCCGGGGGACGCGAACUCGGGGCUGCGGGUCCUGGACGCGGCGGGCAAGCUCGUCCUGCCGGGAGGUAUCGACACGCACACGCACAUGCAGUUCCCCUUCAUGGGCUCGCGCUCCGUGGACGACUUCCACCAGGGCACCAAGGCUGCUUUGGCAGGAGGUACCACCAUGAUCCUUGACUUUGCCAUUCCUCAGAAAGGUGGCUCCCUCAUCGAGGCCUUUGAGACCUGGCGCAGCUGGGCUGACCCCAAAGUCUGCUGUGACUAUAGUCUGCAUGUGGCAGUGACAUGGUGGAGUGACCAGGUUAAAGAAGAAAUGAAAAUCUUGGCUCAAGAUAAAGGCGUUAACUCUUUCAAGAUGUUUAUGGCCUAUAAGGAUGUAUACAUGGUGCGAGACGAGGAGAUGUAUGCAGCCUUCUCUCGGUGCAAGGAAAUCGGGGCAAUUGCUCAAGUGCACGCAGAAAAUGGAGACUUGAUAGUAGAGGGAGCAAAGAAGAUGCUGGCGUUGGGAAUAACGGGUCCCGAGGGCCAUGAGCUGUGCCGUCCUGAAGCGGUGGAGGCGGAGGCCACGCUGAGAGCUGUCACCAUAGCCAGUGCCGUGAACUGCCCUCUCUACAUCGUGCACGUGAUGAGCAAAUCCGCGGCACAGGUGAUAGCAGAUGCCAGGAGAGAUGGAAAAGUGGUCUAUGGAGAACCCAUCGCAGCAAGUCUUGGCACUGAUGGCACACACUACUGGAGUAAAGAGUGGCACCACGCAGCUCAUCAUGUCAUGGGCCCACCACUGAGACCCGAUCCUUCAACACCUGGUUUUCUCAUGAAUCUGUUGGCUAAUGAUGAUCUGACCACAACAGGGACUGACCACUGCACUUUCAACACCUGCCAGAAAGCACUAGGGAAGGAUGACUUUACUAAGAUUCCCAACGGGGUGAAUGGUGUUGAGGACCGGAUGUCAGUGAUAUGGGAAAAAGGCGUGCAUAGUGGUAAAAUGGAUGAAAACCGAUUCGUAGCAGUUACCAGCACAAAUGCAGCUAAAAUCUUUAAUCUUUAUCCAAGAAAAGGAAGGAUAGCUGUAGGCUCAGAUGCUGACAUUGUGAUCUGGGACCCCAAAGCCACAAGGACUAUCUCAGCAAAGACCCAUCACCAGGCUGUUAAUUUCAACAUCUUUGAGGGUAUGGUUUGCCAUGGGGUGCCGCUUGUGACUAUUUCAAGAGGCAAAGUCGUGUAUGAAGCAGGAGUGUUCAAGGUCUCAGCAGGAGAUGGGAAGUUUAUUCCACGUAAACCAUUUGCUGACUAUAUCUACAAACGAAUCAAGCAGCGUGAUCAGACUUGCACUCCAACGCCAGUACAGCGGGCACCCUACAAAGGAGAGGUCACCACGCUGAAACCCAGAGAGACUAAAGAGGUUGCAGCUGGGACCCCGAAGCAGGGCCACUCCUGAUCCUGACACUGUGGGUAAAAAGUGAACAAAGGAUGCUGAAGUUCUCUCCUGGCGCAUGCUGUCAGCCCCUGGAGAAGCAGGCCUUAUUUCAACUCCCUGAGAUCCUUUAAGAAAAAUAAUCACUCUAGACCUCUUUGAUUUUCCCUCAGAAGCAAUUGCUGUCUUCCCCGCUCAGCCUUUAUUGCUGCAUAAGAUUGAAGAUAUAAAUGAAUAUUAUGGUGAUGGAAAGCGUGUGGAGACUCCUUGAUGAUACCUUAAAAUGUCAUCUCGGCUUACACUAGAUUUCUUUGUUGUUUAAAGGUUUUUAAUGACUACGUUUUUUUUUG
Jaculus jaculus (lesser Egyptian jerboa) is the source of this 1956-nucleotide messenger RNA. It is a transcript of the gene Dpys, whose product is annotated as dihydropyrimidinase. Gene Ontology annotation, molecular function: dihydropyrimidinase activity. Bases 74 to 1630 code for a protein of 518 amino acids. Lineage: Eukaryota; Metazoa; Chordata; Mammalia; Rodentia; Dipodidae. Gene Ontology annotation, cellular component: cytoplasm; cytosol. The transcript has 10 exons. The record is from RefSeq and is a predicted model, not a curated record. Gene Ontology annotation, biological process: pyrimidine nucleobase catabolic process.